AUGGACGAAGACAAGAAACUUAGAGAGAAAUCGGUGUUCGAGAUAGACCGAGAGAAGCGGCAAAUGUUUAGAGAGAAAUUAAAACAGCUCGCAGAAUGUGACGAGGUCGUUUCCUCAGAGACGAUAAACGCUAUUGGUCGAGUGACGGAUGUCGUUCGAGCCGCUGACGAUAAUGCUCCCAGUAGCGACGAACUCGACGAGGAGCUCGAAGAGCAGUAUAAAGAUCUGAAUCUUUACCUCGAUUUACCGAAUGACACGUACUCUUUGACAGAAAUUAGACCAGAACUUCCAUCGUGCGUCAGAUAUGGCGUUCGAGCAGGAUUGACUCAUAUCAAUAUGCCAAAAUUUUCACCGUUAUCCAGGGGUCAUCAGGGAGGAGCAACAGCGAUCGCAGCAUUCGCAGCCACAACGAUCUACAAAUCCCGUUGCUGGAACGAAGCUGUCAUCGAUCAAAUAAUCGAGGAUGGGGACACGUUUUACUGUGAAUCGUACAAAGACGUUAACACCGACGAUCGACGACUCCUCUCGAUCCUCGACUUAACGAGGACACUCGUCGUACAAAACAGGCUGACGGUGAACGUCAGCAUCGAGGAUGCCGCUUACGCGGGCAAAUUUCGCUCCACAGAGCCCACAGAGUUGCAUCUAGUGAAGGCUCUAGACUUAUUUUUCAAACGUUACAACGCUGGAAUUCUGUCUUCCUCCGUGUUGAACGUGGCGAUUUGGAAGGACGCGAAGUACUACAACGUAUUCGACGGCCAAGCGAGAAAGGAGAAUUGCGAACCAGCUCCCGAUGGAGUCAGUGGAACGGCCAAACUGUUCCUCGUCAAGGAUUUGAUAGGACUCCUCUUCAUUGUCCUAGAAAAAAGCAACGUGCAAAACGAGCCCUUCGUUCUCUACGCUAUAGCAAUCAGCGGCGUGGAUCAUUAUACUCAGCCAGUCGACACUGACAAGCAGGAAACGAUUCACCAACUCCCUCAGAGACGACCGAGUGGUUACAAAGUGCAAGAGAAGUAUCGAGCAGUUGUUCAAGGCUCUUAUCACGUCACACACCCGGCGAUUCCAGCACCUCUUCGUGGCAAAACCUACAUGAUCAUAGCUCUGGCUGCUCUAGUCUACUCGCGCUUGGUAAACGCGAAUAAAUGGACCAGCGCUCUGGUCGACCUGAUUUUCAAUCAAUCGAACAUCUACUUCGUCGAUCUGGUUCGCGUGCUCGAUAAAAAUUUGACCGACGAGGAAUUCGUUCUUCGUCUGGACGAUAUCAUGGGCGAUAUCAUUCUUGGCGCUUAUUCCGCCAAGGUGAAGAUUCGAACGAACGUCGUUCCUGGAUACGGUCAGAAGAAGGGGAAACUUGACAUCUCCGAUGGAAUACGCGAGUUCUUCCUGUCCCAGGUAACCGGUUUGCUCGAGAUGAAGAGUUUCUUCUACGCGAUUUGGAAGCACGACGAUACUUACUACUUCAUGGACCCUUUCGCCUGCGACGACGAAGGGUUCAGGAGUGGAAUGGCCGAGUUGGACGGCUACUUGAAGCCUGGAGAGUCAGCGUGCGUGACGAUGAACAGUUCGAUCAAUCAGAUGGUGGAGACCAUCAUGGAGAACACUGGUAGCAGAGACAGAGAUCCUUUCACGAUCCACGGAAUCAGGGUGCUGUACGUGAAGACAGGAACCACGCCUGGUGGACCGUUGGAGAAGGUGAUCUAUCGAGAAAAGGGUACGAAUCGUAGGCCACAGGCUCCGCCAACUGCGUUACCAACGUAUACGACGAAGAUGGACGACGCUGUGGAUAUGAAACCGAGGAUACGAGCUGAUAGGGAUAAAAUGAGAGACGUCGCAGUCCAGGUGCCUGAUUUGAUAAGGAACGCCGAGUUGUACAUGAUGACAGACGACGAACCGUUGACUUACGUGAUCGUGCCGCCGGAAGAGAAGAAGGAGCCUGAAGAGGAAAUUGGCGAAGAAGAAGAGGAGGAAGAGGAAGGGGAUAUGGAGAGGUGGAGAGCCGAGGCUGGAGAUUUGACGGAGGACGAGGACGAGGACGAGAGGACCGAGGUAACCGAGGAGAAAGAAGCUGUCGAGGAGCCAAUCGUGAGGAAGGUCAAGGGCUACAGAGUGAUAAAUCCUCAACGUUUGGUUCUUCAGGGCUCGAAGAACUGUCUGGAUCCGAGUUUCGCCCCAAAGUCCAGAGGCAAGCAAGGAUUAAUAGCAGCUCUAUCAGCUCUGGCUUACAGGAAACUAAAGGAACCCACGAAGUGGCGAAAUAUGGAUAUCGAUCAGCUGGUUGACGUGAGCAACAAAAUUUACGACGAUGUUGUAGAUUGGAUCAGGAAAGGACGUCCUGAGAUAAAGGAGAUUAAAGAUGAAAUGAUGGGCGAGGGAGAGGAGGAGGAGGAGGAGGAUCUGGAGGCUGAGGGAGAAGGAGAAGAGGGAGAGAAAUUGCUUCCUAUACCGAGUCACUUGGACUUGACGAUGUUACCGGUCAGAUUAAAAAUGGGGGAAAAUGACGUGUUCUUCAAGGCGAAGAUGAAGAUCGUUCAAGGAGAAGCGAGUCCUUUGGCGAAUCUCGCCGAAGCUCUCGAAUGUUAUUUCAAUCGAUAUCCAGAAUUGGUGUUGGAGAAUAAGAGACUGAUGUACGGUGUCUGGAAAGAGGGUUCCUCUUUCUUCAUGUUCAAUCCUUACGGAAGUGACGCCGAGGGUUGGCGUCUUCGCGACUAUCCCGCUUCGUUCGCGGUGGCAGCUAAUCUGAACGAACUGACCGAUCUUCUUUACGGUGUCAUGGAGUUCAACGAUCCAUCUUUCGUCAUUCACUUCGUGGGCUUGGACUCGAUACAGCCAGGACUGUACGCCGUGGACGAGGAGAUAAUAGUUCCGGAGGACGAUACGAUCGAACAGUUUAAAACGAGAUUCCUGCCGAUCACGGACGAGGAUCUGGCCAAGUUGGACGCUGAAUUGAGGGCAGCGGAGGAGGACGAAGAGGAGUCGGAAUUGGAUAUAGUCGAUAUGAUGGACGAAGAGGAGGAGGAGGAAGAGGAAGAGGAGGACGAAGGACGUAAGAGAACUGCGAAAGGUUUUCUCGAGGAGGAAGAGAAACCUAUAAUCGAUCCUUUGCUAGAAGUUAACGAACAGGAACAACCUGACGCUCCUUACAGGUUAAAUUUAAUCCUACUCACGUCCAAUAUGAAGGUUCUCGACGACAGCGAGGAACACAUCGACGAGGUGCACGAACAGAUAGAAUUAGAGAAAUUAAAGUACAAUCAUCCUCCACCUUACGUUAUGCCAUCCGGUAAAACCUUGUUGAAGCUCCUCGAAGCGAAACGAGCCAAGAGAUCCAUCCCGUCCUUGGUAUCGAGGUUCUCCAUAGACUCGAGAUUGGACGUGAAAAAGAAGGGUGGCUUGUCCUCGAUCUUUCUGGCCAGAUCGACGAUGGUCAUGCCGUCUGGCAUUAUAGAGGACGCGAAACCUUCGAAGAUGAUCAAACUGUCUCCGAAGAGAUAUCUGUAUUCCAGACUUUUGCCGAUCUGUCUGAUGCCUCUGAGAGCUAUCAACGAUAUAUACAUUCAGGACGAGGAUCUCGACAGAGCGAUGAAAGACGAGGAAGAAAAAAGGCGGGAAGAAGAGAAGAGAAGGGCUGAAGAGUUUGUUCGUACGAAUGUACCGGAAGUGCCUAUUGGAAUUCGUAUACGACCCAGUUUGAUACCGCUGGGUCCGAUCAUAAAAACGCCGACUUCGGAUAGGAGAAUUGUGACUUGCGUCGAGAAGAAGAAGAGAAAGUGUUUGUUGGCGAAGGGCGACGAGGGAGACGCUGUUAUGGAGAAGAUUCUUUGUAACACCGAGGAUUUACUGUUGGAAUUAUUUUUCCCUAAUUUUAAGGCGAAAGAUCAGGUUUGUAUUUUGGAGUACAAAAGCUCGGAUUCUAAGUCGAGGAGUUUGAAACAAGGAUCGAUAGACUCUGAAACGACGACGAUUAAGAAGAGUACGAGUGGUCAGAAGAAGAAACCGUUCCAGGAUACUUUUGGUUUGAAACUUACCGAGGAUCGAAUUAGAACGCUCCAAGGUAACAUGUGUCUCGAGAAUCGAGCCAAAACCGAAGAGUGUCAUUUCAAAUCCUGCUUCUUCUCCGCUCUACUCUGCAUUCUGGCGAAGAUCAAGCUGGAUCCAGAUCGUUUCUCCGCAAAGAUGCUGGACGAAUUGAUUUUUCUCGGCGAUAAGAUCUAUCAGAAAACAGGAAAACUCAGAUUCAAGCCGUACCGAUGGUUCCAUCACGUCGAGAUCCUCGACACUCUUUACAACGUGAUCACGAAACAAGCAGUUUACGCCGAUCCAGAGAACUGCGAGGACGACGAGCUCGAAUUCGUCAUGGAGAAUUUCUUCGAGAAAGACAAGACUGGAAUUAUCGUGUUCAACAACGGUUCCUACGCAGUCUGGACCGCGAAUGAUCGAUACUACUUGUUCGAUCCUUACGCCUGCGACGACAAGGUAAACGCGGUGGAAGAGGGUUACUCCUGUUUCGUGGAAUUUUGCGAUCUGAACUCGAUGAUCGAUAAAAUCGAGGCUAACGUUGGGGAGAGCACGAAGAAACCUUAUCGAAUCUACACAGUGGCUAUAGCUCACAUGGAGACGAGGAAACGCAAGAAGAAACGAAAGAGAAAACCUGUUCGAUGCGUGGAGAAACAAGAGGAAGAGAUCCGAGUGGAAGAACCACCGGAAGUGGAACUGUCCACCGUGUCAGAGGUUUCCUUGAUCGAACUGGUCGAUUGGGUGAAGAACGAGUCGACGACUAGCCUGGUGUACGACAUGACGAUCCCUGGUUUCGCUCCUAUCGAACACUACAACGCUUCCAUGUUCGACGUGAUCGUUCUGGAGAACGAAAUCACCAUUCCGGUGUUGGCACAGUUCAAGAAAUCCUCGUUGAGAGAGGCAGCAGCAGUCACAGACGAGUUCGAGGCGGUGAAACUGUUGGUCAGGAGGAAAGUGUACGACAGAAGGUUCAAGAUUCACACAGCAGUCACAACACCGUUGGAUCUUUGCGUAAUGGCCUGGUCGUUGAUCCACGAUCCGAUCACCUGGUCUGUUAGAACUGUGAGAGGAUUGUUCGACGCCUGUGUCGAUUACACGUUCGACAGCGUAUUAGCCACAGAAGACUCAACUGUUGGCGAUAUGACCGAUGGCUUGUUGCACGAAUUCGAGAUAGCUAAUUACACUUUUCGAGUAGUCUUCGUACCUCUGCAUUAUGGAACUCUUUACAGCACCGAAGGCUGGAAUCUCUCCAUGUCCUUGCAGAAAGUGUUCGAUACACCCAGUUACACCGGCGCGAUCGUAGUUUGCGGUGAUUCUCACAUUGGUGUAUUAAAGAAGGACGAGAAUUAUUUCACCUGGUGGACAAUUCGAAGAACGAAGAACGUCAGGAUCGUCACUUCUACGGAUAUGAAGGAGUUUCUGAAGCUUCUUAUCAGAGAAAUUGAUCAGCCCGAGGAAGCAAUUUUUAUGAUGAGAGUGAUCACAGUGUCGUACGCUCAGAAAAUGGAUCCCGAUUGCAGCGAUAGACAAGGUCUUCACGAGCCUGUCGUUCCAGCCACUUCGUUGCCAGAAAUUCAUAGAAUGCCGGCAGAACCGUACGAUCUGGAAGCAAUCUUCAGACCUACUGUACCGGAGUCUAAUAAACCGAUCUUUGUACUUGGAACGGUUGCUCUGAGCAACAGAGACACUGUCACCGAACCGAAAGUGAAAAGAUGUUACUUCGUGGCUGUGUUGGCAGUUAUGGUGAAGAGGGAUAUCAUUCAGAGCCCGAUGCCAGGAAUGAUAGACAAGAUCGUCGAGGUUGCCGAGGCGGUUUACAGGGAAUUUUCCGAGCCGAAAUUUCACACAGAACAUAUCCUGCGUAACGUCACAGUGAUGAACAGAAUCUUCGAUUUUCGCGACUGUGCUUCCCCUUUGGUGACGCUCACUUACAAUCCUCGGACUCAGAGGACCGAUUUUUAUGUCCAGGUAAGAAAGCACAUGAGAAGGUUCUUUAAAACGUACGCGAGCGGUAUUUUGCAUUUCACCAACUGUUGCUACGGUUUCUGGUAUUCGAGGCUAACGAACGCCUACUACUACUUGGAUCCCUAUCAAUGCAACGAGAGAGGACGAAAAGUGUCGAACGGUGGCAAAGCUUGCCUGUGUAUUUUCCCCACGGUGUGCCUAAUGGUGAAGCACAUGUGCUUCAAUCAAUUCGAGGAGACCACAGGUUUCUUCAUUCAUCGACUCCACGUGGACACGGUCAACGUGCCUCCAUUCAAGACCUUCAAAGAAGACCCCAUGUGGUUGUACCUCGAUUAUCAUUGGAACUUCAGACACGCGCCGGAUAUCGUGAAAUCCGGCACGAAGAAGAAGAAGCAAGAAGAACCGAAGGAGGAGCACGUGAAGCAGUUCUGGAACAAUUACGCCGUCGAAGUGUCCAAUCUAAUUUACUCGGUAUGGGGCACUAUCGGCUCUCACGAUUCUAGAUUCGGCGAUCGAGCUGGAAAGAAUCAAGCUGCCAUUUGCGUGGCUGUCCUUGCAAUGCAGUACCUCAGUCAUCCUUCGAGAUGGGGUCCAGCGAUCUUGGAUUCAGCAGUGAUCUGCGGAGACUCUUACUACACGGAGAGUCUACGAAGCUCCGUGCAAAAAUGCGCCAAGCACUUCAACAACUUCAACUUGCAACCGUGCUUCAAGAUCUUCCCUCAUCUAUGGACCAUUGAUUUCAAAGAAAGCAUCUGUGGAAUUCUAUACGGCACGCGAAACCGAAUGACUCUAGCAGUUGCGCUGCAGAAAUCCUUCGAAGAAUCACCGAACGUUCUCAUAGAGUGUAACCGAAUCACCUUGGCAGCUCUAGCUGCGAAAGACGGUUACUACGUGGCUGAUCCUUGCUGGGUUGGUCCACCGUUGUUCGACAGAGAUCACGGCGCGAUCUACGUGCUUCGUUGCAGAAACAUGAACUCCCUGAUCUACGCUGUGAUCAAAAUGCUGAACACCAAUCAGAGGCUCGAUUUCCGACUGACACCGGUCACGUUCACGUUCGAACAGGAAGAUUUCAGCUUCGCGGAGGGAGGCACUCGCGAGAGGAAGAAGAAGGUCCUUCUGGAGCCUGUGAGAACCACUCCGGGGAAAGUCGACGAGCCUAACGUGCUCAUACCGGGUGCGCAUACCGCUCCAGACGAAGAUUCUUAUCUCACUUACCAUAAGAACCUCGGCACGGGUAUACUGAAAGGUUACGAGCUGGAGAAUCCUCAGCUGCCUUCCUACGAGCCGAUGUUGAACCCGGACAACAUGACCAGCACGUUUAUCAGCACCACGUGGCACAUAAAUCUAGGCCAGGCUGAACCUCUGGAGAAAACUACGCCUGUCUUCGACCCUAGGCUCACCAGACACGUGCCGGAAGAGUGCGAGAAACGUGUGAUCGACUCGUUCGAUCCACGUCGAGCGGUGCAAACGUCGAUCACGGAGUUCCUGGCGGCUUGUGACGAUUAUCCAAGAGUCGUAGACUUCACCAGCGAGCAUUACGCGACGGAAAGACCGCUCGAUUGUGCGGCUGCUAGAAGCUUCCUCACCGAUACAGCGCGACGAGAAUUCCGUGCUCAUACUGCCGACAUGGCUCACGACGUUUACAAGACUUACAAGCAUCGCCUGCCAAAAGUGGCCAAGCCGAAAGCGGAGGAUGAGACGUCUGGAAUGGCGGGUAUUCAUACUAUCAGCGAGGAGGACGUGGAAAUGAGGGACGGCUCUCCUGAGACGGAGGGAGAGACGGAGGGAGAGAUGGAGGGCACGGAAGAUGAAACGGUGACGGAAACGGAAGCCACCGAGGAGGCUACUGACGCUGCUGAGGACGAGGAUUAA
Habropoda laboriosa is the source of this 7845-nucleotide messenger RNA. RefSeq lists its product as uncharacterized. Bases 1 to 7845 code for a protein of 2614 amino acids. Lineage: Eukaryota; Metazoa; Arthropoda; Insecta; Hymenoptera; Apidae. The transcript has 5 exons. The record is from RefSeq and is a predicted model, not a curated record.